This is a messenger RNA of Morchella sextelata, 816 nucleotides long. RefSeq lists its product as uncharacterized. Bases 1 to 816 code for a protein of 271 amino acids. NCBI's taxonomy places the organism in Eukaryota, Fungi, Ascomycota, Pezizomycetes, Pezizales, Morchellaceae. The record is from RefSeq and is a predicted model, not a curated record. The transcript has a single exon.
AUGACAGCACUUACCACAGACAAGCCACAGACCGCCUCACACCCCACCGGUGUGACCCCCUCAACAGCAACUAGCUCGACCUCCACUGCUGAAGCACCCACGAGAACCACUCCCCUCGCCCCAGAGCCCCCCCUUCAGCCUACCCCCAUACCAGCCCCAGGAAUUCAUGGUGCCCUCUUCCACGGUGAAAAUGGGCGCCACUCCCCCACGCCCGCCAUGCCCCAACCCGGCGCCACCCCUUUCCUCCCAAAAGAGACCGCCGCACCCGGCACAGGCCACAGCAGUCGCUGCAGCAGUGUCAAUCCCAACGACACGCUGCCACCAACACCCAACUGCGGCCCUGCCGAGCCGUACCCGCCGCAGAUGCGGUUGCGCGAGAACAUGGCACCAACACGAUCGACGCUGCCGUUACCCCCCGGGGCGCGUAUGCAAGGGGAGCAGGAGGUGCGGCCGACUACGCAUCUGCCGGUCGACGACCACAUCGGAAGGCCUGCGACAAUGAAUGUGGCCGUGCCCACAGAGUACCACAAUGCGUUGCCGUCGCGGCCCGUGCAAGAGCCGAGUUAUACGGCGGCUAGGAGAAGAAGUGCGGAGGUCCAUCCGAGUGGGUACAGGCAGAACUCUGGGGCUAUGGAGAAGCCCAGGUAUUAUGGGGUAGAGAACGAGAACGAGAAUGAGAAUGAGAGGAGAGGGGACAGGAAUGGGGAGGAGACUUUGUUGGGAAAGUUGGGAAAGUGGGUGGAGGGCCUCAAUAAUAAGAUUGUGGAGACGGGAAUCACGGGGGAUACAAAGGGCAAAGGAAAGGAGUCUCAGUAA